Molecule: messenger RNA, 630 nt
Organism: Exaiptasia diaphana
Lineage: Eukaryota; Metazoa; Cnidaria; Anthozoa; Actiniaria; Aiptasiidae
Product: Bloom syndrome protein homolog
Exons: 2
Coding region: 1-630 (209 amino acids)
Biological process (GO): double-strand break repair via homologous recombination
Cellular component (GO): chromosome; cytoplasm
Molecular function (GO): four-way junction helicase activity; 3'-5' DNA helicase activity
Source: RefSeq, a predicted model, not a curated record
AUGGCGACCAAUGAACCGCGAAUUGGACUAUUCUCUAGAGGCUUUCAAGCUGUCGUUAAUUCCCGGGCGGUCCUUAUUAGAACAAUAAUAAGAUGUUUUAGUGGUGUUUUAUAUGAUGACAUUGCUGACUUUAUCCUUGAUAAAGAAGCUGAAUGUGGCAUUGUUUAUGCUGUACUACCAAGUGAAGUAGCAAAGAUACAUUCCGAAUUACUUAAAAGAAAUAUCAACGCUGUUAAGUACCAUGGUCAGCUCAGCGAAGAAGUCAAGGCUUCAAGUAUUAGCAAAUGGUCAAAUGGAAUUGCUAAAGUCAUGAUUGCAAAUGCCUCCUUUGGCAUGGGUAUAGACCGCCCUGAUGUGAGAUAUGUCUUACAUACUCACAUACCACCCAGCAUGGAUGACUACUUCCAGCAAUGUGGUCGUGCAGGACGUGAUGGCUCACCUGCAUUAUGCCACUUGUAUUACAGCUACUCAGACAAAGUUUCCCUUUAUAAACUCUUUAGCCACAAUCAAGAAAACUUAGAAGUACAAUAUGCAAAUGUGCUAGAACUGAUUGCUUUUUUGGAAAAUCCAAUUCAGUGCAGACACAAAGCCAUCAUGGCAUACUAUGGUGAAGUAAUUUCAUCUGUGUGA